Messenger RNA from Symbiodinium pilosum, 3702 nucleotides. The record is from the annotation of a GenBank genome assembly. Lineage: Eukaryota; Dinophyceae; Suessiales; Symbiodiniaceae.
AUGCGCGUAGCACCUCACCAAGCAUGCCGCCAGAUUUGGGCAAGACACUCAGUGUCCUGUCAGCGGCGGCUGUGUGGUAGCUCAUGCGAAGCAGCUGACUACACAACGCAUGUGGCUGAUUCUGGGCCUAUCAAGGCAGCUCAGUAUCGUGGCGUUUAUUGCAGCGUGAACCGGCAAUCCUUUGUUGCGCAGGCUACGCUGCAAGGACACAACCACUACCUUGGCACCUUUAAGUCUGCCGCAAAGGCGGCAGAGGCCUUCGAUCACUUCUUGAGACACAAUUGUGCGGCGGACAAGCUGCGGCUGAAAAAGUCCUUGAACUUCCCAUCUGCGGAAGAGGCUGCUUACCAAGAAACACGUGAGCAAGCGCGCGACCGCGGCCUCAAACUGAACGGCAACAACCACCAGAAAGAAGCUCAAGCGUUCAAGAUUCUGGAUGCUGCCUUUGCAGAAUCUUUCCGGGCAUCAGAACAUGAAAUACGGCGCUUGUCCGGUUCCUCUAAAGCGGAUGCCGUCUUCAUGCGCAAGGGCAGUCCUGAAGACUGUCUCCUGAUACAGCUCAAAGCAGCUUCUGGCCGGGGCAUCCACGGCCGUUCUCACAUGUUCAGCAACAUGCUGGGGUAUGCAGGCAUGGUCGUCUUCCUUGUGAGCUUAGAUGGAGGUUACCUCGGGGCCACUGCAGGGCACGUCCUUUCGAAAGACAAGCUGUGGAUCACCGUCGGAUGUCCAAGUGCAGAACGCCUUCAAGUGCGUGACGUGGGCUCAUUCUUGCUGACAUGUUUUGUAGACAGGCAGCAGUUUCCACAUACAUCUCUGGAGGAUGCGAGCUUGCAGUGUGCGUGUUAUAAGCACAAAAUUGAGGCAAAAGGGCACGCGCAGCUCCAAGCCUUGUUCGGCACGAUGGGCAUGCGUCUUACACACCCGACGGUGCACCAAACUACGGUAGAUUCUCUUUUGGAGUAUGUGUCCGAUUUUGAUGGGUCUUUGUCAAUAUUGCGUGUACAGGAAAAGAUAUCGAGCACGACAAGGUACCCACGCGCGUAUCUCUUCAAAUCGGGAGGCGUGUUUGGAAGAUGCAGUUACGCAGAAGAUGAUUUUGACAUCCUGGUGGUUGGCAUUAUGUGUGAAGACCAACUACAUGGAGCCUUCCUGAUUCCGAUGCCUGUGCUUGUUGAACACGGCUUGGCCGGUGACAGGGGUACCUCAGUGGCCUCAAUGGCACUUUUUCCGUCCUGGUGUCUGCCUAAGCGCAACGCAAGCAUAUUGAAAUAUUCAUGGCAGCUCGACUUCUUCGUUGACCUCCGUGACCGGCAAGGCCUCAAAGUGGGCAAGUCGAUGUCUCUGAUGCCUCUGGGCCUCUCGGGUUUCUCACACAAGGGAUAUGGCAUUGCAGCCAUGAGGAUGUUGGCGAGAAGUGUGAAUGACUUUGAUGAGGGGUAUGGAGAGAUUGCGGCUGCGGUGCAUGUUGCCGACAAAGCCAUCAUACCGAACGUUAUCAACGCGGCAGCCUGGUGCCCAGCAUUCAAUGGUGCAAGUCGACUUCGCACCCCUCGGGGAGCUGAAGUGUCCGCUCCUAGCUUGGAAGAAGCCUACGACGACCCUGUGGGUCUAGGCAAAGUGGACCCUCUGCCCGGCCCGCCCAUGGUGCCUGGAAUCGCCAUCACCAUACGGGCUGAGGACGACAGUCUUUAUACGUCGGAGGACGUGAUGAAGUCAGGCCGCUCCGUUGCUGGGCCCACACAGUCUCCGAGGAGACCGCAGGGCCUCAGUCCGGGCAAUCGGAUCUCCCCAAGUCUGGAGACAAAGUCUAGUGUGGACCUCUUUGUCAAAUCUCAUCCCGCCAAGGCCAUCGAUUAUCCGCCGCUUUUAGACGAGUUUUCCCGAACAUUGGCUGCUCCUUACGGUGAGGAUCUCCAUCACGGGAGUAGCUCGGGCAGAAUAGCGUCGCAUUUGUCGCCUCUUGCCGGGAUGCUGGUGUGGAGCCACGAGGGGAAGUGCUUGAAAUGGAGAAACAAGAAGCUGCCAAAGAAGGACAGCAAAGGUCAGAAUCCAGAGUUUGCGCCCACAGACAUCCUGGAGCGCGAGUUCGAGAAUUGUCAAAUAGUUCCAGGCUCCUCCCUAGAGAUGGAGCUGAAGGAUGCUGGUAUUUCGAGGCGUGUGUUCUAUGGCACGCUGCUGCGAUACAACAGCUACAUUGAAGAUGGCGUGGCGAACAGCGCCGUGGCGCCAAUCAACCCCGAGUGGGUGGAAAAUGUAGGUUAUUUAGUUGAAGCCGAACGCCUCUUCAAGGAUCUGCCUAUGGAGGCCAUUGUGACUCAAAACGUUUGGUUCAACGGUGUGUAUUGGCACGGGGCCUCACAGGCAUAUGACGCAAGGGUGUCCUUGGCGGGUAAAGCACAUCUUUGUGGGCGCUUUGCUUGCGAGGAGCAGGCUGGUCUUGCAUAUGACACGAAGUUGCGCGAGUUGUGCAAAGAUGGACAUCGCUUGAAGCAGUCUCUGAAUUUUCCGUCUGCUGAAGAACUUGCCUUUGCAGAAUCCCCUGAAGACAGGCGGGCGCGCAAUUUGCAAAUGUUCGGUGAUAAUGAAGCGAAGGAGACAAAGGCAUUCAGUCAGGUGAUGGCGCGGUUCAAGGGGUCUGCGACAUCAUCGGAAUUUGAGAUCGUGCGGGUCUCCUCCUCUUCUAGAAUAGAUGCCAUGUUUCUGAAAAAUGGCUCACCGAAGGGCUUGCCGAUUCAACUCAAAUCAAGAAGUGGCCGCGGAGAUAAGGGUCACUACUACCAAUUUAAGAAUAUACACGGAUAUGCCGGAAUGCUUUUGCUUUUGGUUGCCUUGGACCGUGACAUAAUCUGGGCCAUGGUUGGAAGUCGAGUUGAUCGGGACAGUAUCGGGUUGACGCUGAACACCUCAAAGGAGUUCCAGUUUCGAGUCAGCUGUCUGGCCUCACUCUUAGAAUAUUGCUUUUACCAAAGCAGUGAGUAUCUUCAUCUAACGCUGGAAGAUGCGAGGCUCCAGUGCAGCGUAGGACAUGUUGUGGAAGAACAGGCGCGUAGGCAGAAGCAAGCUGUAUUGAGUCAGGUAGGCUUCUGGUUGCAGCCAUGCGCUCAUGGCGGCGUUGUCGAUUCAACGCUAUGUGGGCACGGCUGUGCAUAUGACGUGCAAGAGAAAGCGACACGUCAAAGACGCGGAAGAAGCGACUACAAGGUAAAUCUCAGAAGGUCAGGGGGCAGAGUGGGACACCGCGCGUACACUUCGGCCGAUUUUGACCUGCUCAUCAUCUCUCUUUUGGAUGGUGAAUGUCGUUUGGAGGGGCUCUAUCUGAUACCAACUAAAACCUUGGCGCAGCAUGGUCUUGUCGACGAGCGGCCUGUGACGCUGCACUUGUUCCCCCCUUGGGCACCUGCAAAGCACAAAGACGCAAUACAAAGGCACGCAUGGCAGCUGGAUCAUUUCGUUGAUUUAAGAGGUUGGGCUGGUGGUCAGCUCUCGGGUGAUCUUGAGGGCCGACUACUUCAGCUGCUGGAUCCAGGGCUUCAUGUAAAAUCGCCGCUCACAGGCUUAUACACCCCUUUCUUUAAUUCUGGGUAUCCAGAUGUGGCCUCUUCAAUGGCGGUGACCAGGCGGAUUAUGAUGGAUGUCACGGACGAAAUGAAAGCUGGGUACAUGCGGGCCUGCAAGCGAGCAAUCGCUGACUACAUCUUCAAG